Messenger RNA from Mesocricetus auratus (golden hamster), 3928 nucleotides. It is a transcript of the gene Sox9, whose product is annotated as SRY-box transcription factor 9. Gene Ontology annotation, cellular component: nucleus. Lineage: Eukaryota; Metazoa; Chordata; Mammalia; Rodentia; Cricetidae. Gene Ontology annotation, biological process: oligodendrocyte differentiation; chondrocyte differentiation; heart development. Gene Ontology annotation, molecular function: RNA polymerase II cis-regulatory region sequence-specific DNA binding; DNA-binding transcription factor activity, RNA polymerase II-specific. The coding region runs from base 383 to 1906 and encodes 507 amino acids. The record is from RefSeq and is a predicted model, not a curated record. The transcript is spliced from 3 exons.
ACCCUGGGCUGGGAGUCGGAGAGCCGUGAGCGCUGCUCGGAACUGCCUGGAAACUUCAGUGGGGCGACAACUUUACCAGUUUCAGUCCAGGAACUUUUCUUUGCAAGAGAGACGGGGUGCAAGUGGCCCCGGUUAAGUUCUCUGUCUUCCCUUCCUUCUCCUCCUCUCCGAUUCGCCUUCCCCGGGUUUGGAGCGGGCAGCUGAGCAGCGGCCACCCAGCCAGUGCCUCUGCUAAGUGUCCACCGCUGCCGCCCGGUGACUCUCCAACUUCCCCGGGAGCCGCUCGCUCGGCGUCCGCGUCCGGGCAGCAGAGGAAGAGGAGCCCCAGCCGCCGCGGCUUCUCGCCUUUCCCAGCCUCCCGUCCCCUGCCCCGGGCUCGCGUAUGAAUCUCCUGGACCCCUUCAUGAAGAUGACCGACGAGCAGGAGAAGGGCCUGUCCGGAGCCCCCAGCCCCACCAUGUCCGAGGACUCGGCUGGCUCGCCCUGCCCCUCGGGCUCGGGCUCCGACACGGAGAACACGCGGCCCCAGGAGAAUACGUUCCCCAAGGGCGAGCCGGAUCUGAAGAAGGAGAGCGAAGAAGACAAGUUUCCCGUGUGCAUCCGCGAGGCGGUCAGCCAGGUGCUGAAGGGCUACGACUGGACGCUGGUGCCCAUGCCGGUGCGCGUCAACGGCUCCAGCAAGAACAAGCCACAUGUCAAGCGGCCCAUGAAUGCCUUCAUGGUGUGGGCUCAGGCUGCGCGCAGGAAGCUGGCGGACCAGUACCCGCAUCUGCACAACGCGGAGCUCAGCAAGACACUGGGCAAACUCUGGAGACUGCUGAACGAGAGCGAGAAGAGACCCUUCGUGGAGGAGGCGGAGCGGCUGCGCGUACAGCACAAGAAAGACCACCCGGAUUACAAGUACCAGCCACGGCGGAGGAAGUCCGUGAAGAACGGGCAGGCAGAAGCCGAGGAGGCCACGGAACAGACUCACAUCUCUCCUAACGCCAUCUUCAAGGCGCUGCAAGCCGACUCCCCGCACUCCUCCUCCGGGAUGAGCGAGGUGCACUCCCCGGGAGAGCACUCCGGGCAAUCUCAGGGUCCGCCGACCCCACCCACCACUCCCAAAACCGACGUGCAAGCUGGCAAAGUUGACCUGAAGCGAGAGGGGCGCCCUCUGGCAGAGGGGGGCAGACAGCCCCCCAUCGACUUCCGCGACGUGGACAUCGGUGAGCUGAGCAGCGACGUCAUCUCCAACAUCGAGACCUUUGACGUCAAUGAGUUUGACCAAUACUUGCCACCCAACGGCCACCCAGGGGUGCCGGCCACCCACGGCCAGGUCACCUACACGGGCAGCUACGGCAUAAGCAGCACCGCAGCCAGCCCCGCGACCGCGGGCCACGUGUGGAUGUCGAAGCAGCAGGCGCCGCCCCCUCCCCCGCAGCAGCCCCCGCAGGCCCCGCAAGCCCCGCAGGCGCCUCCGCAGCAGCAAGCACCUCCGCAGCCGCAGCAGGCACCCCAGCAGCAGCAGGCACACACGCUCACCACACUGAGCAGCGAGCCGGGCCAGUCGCAGAGAACACACAUCAAGACGGAGCAGCUGAGCCCCAGCCACUACAGCGAGCAGCAGCAGCACUCCCCGCAGCAGAUCGCCUACAGUCCCUUCAACCUUCCGCACUACAGCCCCUCCUACCCGCCCAUCACGCGCUCGCAGUACGACUACACAGACCACCAGAACUCCGGCUCCUACUACAGCCACGCAGCGGGCCAGGGCUCGGGGCUCUACUCCACGUUCACCUACAUGAACCCGGCGCAGCGCCCCAUGUACACCCCCAUCGCUGACACCUCCGGAGUCCCUUCCAUCCCGCAAACCCACAGCCCGCAGCAUUGGGAACAACCGGUCUACACACAGCUCACCAGACCCUGAGGAGCCCUUGAAGAGGGAUGGAGAUGGAGCUGAUCGUUAAAAAAGAAACAGCCGAAGAAAUCAAGAACCAAUUGAAAUUCCUUUGGACACUUUUUUUUUUUUUGUCGUUGUCCUUAUUUCUUAAAGACAUGUAAGCGAAGGUAAAUAGUGCUGAGAUUUCAGGCGAGAGACAUUAAGACAUUGCUGAGCACAUGCCAACCUAUUGCAAAUGGCCAGGCCACUCGUGGCCAGAUGGACCCUCCUGAAUCAUCGAGGAAGGACUUGGUUCCUUCAGGGUCAGCGUGGUGGACGAUUGGAGAAUCUCCCUGCCUGUUUGGACUCUGUAAUUAUUUUUUAGCCGUAAUUAAAGAAAAAAAGUCCUCUGUGAGGAAUGUUCUCUAUUUUAAAUACUUUUAGUAUGUACUGUGUAUGAUUCAUUACCAUUUUGAGGGGAUUUAUACAUAUUUUAGAUAAAAAAUUAAAUGCUCUUAUUUUUCCAACAGCUUAACUUACUCGUAGUUCAACAGUGUCCCCUAGCCUUCCUUGCAACCAGCAUAUUUGUGUACAGAUUUGCUUUCUCUAAACAAACAAAAAACAAAAAAAAACAGAAAAAAGAAAAAGAAAAAAGUGUGUUGUUAUAGUAACAUAAAAAAUACACAGAAUUUUGUUACAUCAUCAGUUCUUUUGGGGGGGUGAACUUUGGUUAAGUCUCCAGGCUCUGGGACUUCAGGAGCAGCUGCCUUAAAGAAAGGAAGAGAGAGAGAGAGAAAGAAAGAAAGGAAAGCCUUAUUUUGCAAUAAGGAGAAUAAACAGUAUAGAGAUCAUUGGUGAGCUUUUAUCAUAUAUAUAUUUUUUAAACAAGGAGAAAAACACCUUGAGCCUUAAAACCCCCGCUGCUGGGAAAAUACAAAUGCUGUUCCUAGAACAUUCACUGUGCCUUUGCUUGCAGGCUGUAGCCUCAGGAGGAAAGCCAACAGCAAGCGAAGGAGACCAAUUUUUCUUGGGGAAGAUUUUUUUCAAGCCGCCCUUAAGUGCCCAAGCACAUUGCCCCGGGUUGCCUGCCUGGGUCCCAUGUGCACAGCAGAUGCUGGAACGUGCCUGCUCAGACUGUCACCUGUGCCUCCCUGAACACCAGCGUUUAACCUUCAAGACAUUCCACGUGCUAAAAUUAUUUAUUUUGUAAGGAGGAGUUUUCAUUUAAGAAAAAAAAAACUCCUUCCUUUUUUUUUUUUUUUUUCAUUUUACUGUCUUUAAGGUAGAUUGUUGGCACCUUCCUCAAAGGGUAUGGUCAUCUGUUAAAUUAUGUUCUUAACUGUAACCAUUUUUUUAAUUUAUCUUUAAUCUUUUUUAUUAUUAAAAACCAGUCUCUUCGAAUUCUUCAUUCUAGAUUUGUACAAAUGCUUUUUGUCCGUCUUGUGUUUUUUUUUUCCUUUGUUGUUUUUAUUGUUGAUAACAAACUGGAAGCCUGUUUCUCUCUGCCUUGUACAAAUGAGAGGCUACAAAUGCAGUAGGUACGUCACUGAGUCAUUUGCAGUGUUUUCUGCCACAGGCCUUCGGGCUGCCUGGACUGUAUGUGGAAGUGUUCACGUGUUGUGACAAUGAACAGGGCGAGCCCCUGCAAGCAUGUGUCAUGGGUAGCCCCUGCCUACUCUCCUGCAGAGAGACAUCCAUCGGACAGACCUUAAUUCUUACUGCUGUGGCUGGAGAGUAUGAGGAUUGCUGUUUUUAAACAAUAGCAGACUUUUUUUUAAUUUAAAAAAAAAGAUAUAUUAACAGUUUUAGAAGUCAGUAGAAUAAAACCUUAAAGCAUUCUUAUAAUAUGGCAUCUUUUGAUUUCUGUAUAAAAACGGGCCUUUUAAAAAGUAUUUCUGUAACUUAAGAAACCUGACAUUUAAGUCAUAUUUUCUCUGUAGGUAAGGUUUGGUUUGUGUUUGUGUUUUGUUUGUUUCUCCUUCCAAACUUUCUGUUCUCUGUGGAACUCACCUUCCUUUCCAUUUUGUAUAUUGUUGUUUACAAUAAAUAUACAUUGCAUUAAAGUGAAAA